AUGUCCUCGCUGGUGAAGGAAGACCUGGCGAAGAGGCUGUUCGGCCCCCGGCGGGCGAGGCUGCACGAGUUCAUCGAGGUGGAGGGCUCGGGCGCCGAGCGCUGCUACCUGUGCGCCGCAGUGACUAAAAGUGAAGAAGUAGAAAUAUGUAUGGUUAAACACUGGCGAGUAGAUCGAGAGGAGAAAUACGAAAUAGUUGAAGAGUGGUUUUUGAAAGAUCUGGAGAUGAUUGAUGGAAAAGAAGCAGAUACUGAUAAUCCAUAUUUUGAUAUGUACUUCCACAAAGUCUACAAUCUGGAAGCAUAUAGUUGUGCAUCUAAAUAUACCUUUGCUCGAACGCUAAACAAACUGAAUGAAAUGUACCUUAAGAAGGACUUGAAGAUUGUGAACUUUGAUGACACCUACCUAAAUGAUGAUUCAAUCUGGUCAUCCAACAAUAGGGAUUGCUUAGUACUUAUGAGGAUAUGCUUCUACGCUUCCAACCUUUUAUGUCUCUCCCUGUGUCCUUUGUCCUAA
Molecule: messenger RNA, 516 nt
Organism: Gavia stellata (red-throated loon)
Lineage: Eukaryota; Metazoa; Chordata; Aves; Gaviiformes; Gaviidae
Gene: EXOC1L
Product: exocyst complex component 1 like
Exons: 3
Coding region: 1-516 (171 amino acids)
Source: RefSeq, a predicted model, not a curated record